Messenger RNA from Cyclopterus lumpus (lumpfish), 3614 nucleotides. RefSeq names its product ankyrin repeat and kinase domain containing 1 (gene ankk1). Gene Ontology annotation, molecular function: ATP binding; protein kinase activity; protein binding. The record is from RefSeq and is a predicted model, not a curated record. Gene Ontology annotation, cellular component: cytoplasm. Gene Ontology annotation, biological process: protein phosphorylation; regulation of cell cycle process. Lineage: Eukaryota; Metazoa; Chordata; Actinopteri; Perciformes; Cyclopteridae. The coding region runs from base 155 to 2428 and encodes 757 amino acids. The transcript is spliced from 9 exons.
GCUGCCACAGAUUUGAAGGUGUAUCCACUUAUUUCUCUUUCCACAUAUGAGACACAAGCUCCUCCGGCGCAACCGAUUCAUGUUGAUCUGAAGGACAGAUCCUAUUCAUGUGUAGGAUUAGAUAGCGAGUCUGUCAGAGAGGAUUUCUGUGCUCAUGGAUUGCCUUGACGGAUCCGCUGGGCAGUUCAGGAACUUCAAGAAGGACGACUUUGAGGCUGACUGGAUUAAGGUGGCAGAAUGCAGAUUUGGUCAGCUGCACCAGGUCAAGCUCAAGGCCCAGCAGAAAAGAUGUGCGUUGAAGAGCUUUGACAAAACCUUGUGCGCAAACAACCUUUACAGGAGAAUAAUAGACGAGGCGCCCAACAUAGCCACAUUAAAAUCCAAGUACAUUGUGUCUAUCUAUGGACUGUGCAGUGAGGCGACUGCUGUGGUGAUGGAGUACAUGAGUAAUGGAUCGCUGAACGAUCUCCUAGCCAGUCACAUUUUGAUGUGGCCGAAAAAGUUCCAGAUGAUUCAUGAGGCAUCGAUGGGAAUGAAUUUCCUUCACAGCUUGAAACCUCCACUACUUCAUCUUAACCUCAAGACAUCCAACAUCCUACUAGAUGAUUGUCUCCAUGUCAAGAUUUCAGAUUUUGGUGUAAUCGACUGGCAAGAGAGCAUGUGCAAGACGUUGUUGAUGGAGCAUCUGACAGCAAGAGGAAACAUAAAUUACACUCCUCCAGAGGCUUUCACUCAGUGCCCCGAUCUUCCAGGAACUACCUUUGAUGUUUACAGCUUUGGAAUCGUGAUGUGGGAGAUUCUGACUCAACAGAAACCAUAUGCAGGGAGCAGUAUGACCACAGUACUCUUACAGGUGUCACACGGUAAGAGACCCUGUGUGGAGAAGAUGCCCGAACAGAAGCCCCAGGAGUGUGAACAGAUGAUCGGCAUCAUGAGGCAGUGCUGGAACCAGGACCACUGGAAGAGGCCUGAGUUCUCAGACACUGUGAGGAAAAUGGAGGCUCUAAGCAAAGUCCUGAAGAUCCCAGGACCAAACCAAAUCAAAAACGGGGACGAGGGACAGAAAUCAGAUUAUCCGUGGCUGGUUUCCCCGAUACAUAAAAUUGCUUUGCCUGAGGUGCCUGACCUUCCCUUAGGAAAACACAAAGAUGACCAUCCUGGAAGCGACAGCAUUCUCUCACUGCUGUACAAAAAGGACUUUGAUAGUUUCAGACAUUCGGUGAAAAGAGACCAUGUACGCAUACAGUUUCCGAGUAAAAACAGCCUCCUCCACUACACGGUAGCCAGCGGGGAUGCAGAGAGUGUCGAGCAUGUCCUGAGACUGGGUGCUGAAGUCAACUGUACGACUGCCAGAGGCUACACUCCUCUGUUUGUUGCUGUUAUGCACAGUCUUCAUGAUAUCAUCUUAUUGUUGCUGGAACAUGGUGCAGCUACCACCCAAGAAGAUGAGGACCUGUGGACAGCUCUCCACUUCGCUGCUCAGAGCGGCGAUGACAGGACUGUCCGUCUACUGUUGGACAAAGGAGCUGUGGCGGAAGCUCGGGAAAAGAACGGUUGGAUGCCGCUCCACCUGGCCUGCCAGAAUGGACAUGAAACAGUGGUGCGCCUGCUGCUAUCACGGAUGUCGGAAGAAGUAGUCGGAGAACGGGAAGCAAAAGGGAGGACGCCGCUCCAUAUAGCCUCCGCCUACGGGCAUCUGAGUAUUGCCAAGCUCCUCCUCUCUCAGGGAGCAGAUCCCAACGCGACCGACUGCUCUCUCUCCACUGCUCUUCAUAUUUCAGCUGAGAAAGGCCACAACCGAGUAGUCAGACAAUUGAUGCAGAGUAAGGUGAACAUUGACAGUGCAAACAGCAGAGGAUACACUCCACUUCACCUGGCCGCUCUGAAGGCCCAUACAGGCAUAUGUAGGCAGCUGUUGACAAAAGGAGCCAGCCCCAACUGCAGAACCCUCCAAGGGUGGACACCCAUGCACCUGGCCGCCCUAAGGGGACAUGAAGCCACAGUAGUCCAGCUGGAGAGUCAGGGCAGUUGUGUGAAUGCUGGUGGUGAGAAUGGAUGGACCCCACUCCACCUCGCAUGCCACCAAGGCGAACCAGAAGUGGUGGCAAAGCUCCUGGCAGCUAAAGCCGAUCCAAACAUGUCAGAGGACAGUAAAGGGUGGACGCCACUGCAUGUAGCUUGCGCCAGUGCUAGUUACCCAAGUGUCCUCCACUUAAUAUCACAUCAUGCAGAUGUUAAUGCUGUAAACUCAGGAAAGGUGACACCUUUACACCUGGCUGCCCAGCAUGGCUGCAUAUCUAUUGUAAAGGCUCUGCUGCUGAAUGGAGCAGACAGGACUCUGCUGGACUCUUCUGGAUCCACAGCUCUGAAUGUGGCCCAGAGGUGUGAAAAAUUGGAAAUAGUGCAACGACUGGAGAAGUUGUCGUGAAAACAAUAUGAGUGUGAGGAUCACAACGAAAACAUCGAUGCCACAGCUGGAAUAUUAUCCUCCAUUUGACUGGGGCUUUUAUUAAACAACUUUAAAGGAACAGUCUGUAAGUAUCAAAAAAGUACAAAUUAAUAGCAUUAGUAACGUUGGAGCUUAUCAACACCCCAAUCUUUAUGAAUUUAGCAUCGUGGCACGUUUAAAACCAAGUUUCGGAAGCUCAUCUCCACCUCAAACUUGAACGGCUGUCGCUAGAGCCAGUGUUAGAUUAGCCUGUUCUGGGUUACUGUGGAAACACGGCGGUGCUACAUGGCAGACUCCGUGGAAGAGUAUAUCAAUAUAAAUGGCUUUUUCUUAGCCAAAUAAAACACCACAAGUCUUAGUUUCAGGUCAUCAUGCACAAAUGAAAACAUAGUUUUGCAUAUUAUAUUAAAUUUCUGCCAAUUAAUUCCCCUAAAUGUAACAGAAUACAGGUUAAGAUUUAAGAUAUAGAUACACAAAGUUGUAGAGUCAUUGCAGAGUAAGAUGGAUAAUUUUUAUGAUACAUUUUAAACAAAAAUUUAAAUGUAUUUGUUUCACUAUUAUAAUGGAAAUGUGAGGGAGCCGAUACAAGGGGUCAGGAUCAGGUGAAGUACCCUACAAUGACCAAACACAUAUUGAUUUCCUUCUUUGACUCACCUUACUUGCUUAUGCUUUCCUGGUGAAUGCAAUUAUGGCUGCUGCCUGCUGUCUUGUGAAAAGGAAUAUAUAAAAGAGUUGCUGUUAUUAUGAUUUACAGAGGCAUUCAUUUGAUUAAAUCUGUCAGACUUUAUGAUGGUGUUAUCUGUCAUGAUACUGGAGUAGUGGAUCACUGUUACUGGCAUUACUUGGAUGUGUCUAUUGAACUCUAAUAUGUAUGCUUUAUGACAAAGCAAGGUAACUCUGAUUAUCAGCCAUUUCCAGGCUUAGGGCAGCACUGCCCAGUUUAUGCCAUACUCAUUUACACAGUGACACCUUAUUAAAUUGAAAUGAAAUGGAGGGAAUCAGGAGCUGUAUUGACCUGCACCUUCAAAGGGUUUUCACUGGAACCACAAGAGACUGACUCUGGAGGGUGAGCAGAAUCAAAUUACUGUAAAUAGACAGAGCAGAGUUAAGUUGGACUCAGAUUGAUCUUGGAUUUGUUUUCUUUUUUUUCCGUUGCUACAUAAGU